Molecule: messenger RNA, 703 nt
Organism: Dermacentor silvarum
Lineage: Eukaryota; Metazoa; Arthropoda; Arachnida; Ixodida; Ixodidae
Exons: 2
Coding region: 101-631 (176 amino acids)
Source: RefSeq, a predicted model, not a curated record
ACAACUGCAGCGCGCAGGCACAAAUCCCACCGCAAUUGUCAUCGUUGCGGCAGCUCUGCCUGACGUUUUCCGACAUCGCCAGCAGCCAGCCGGCACCACCAUGGAACCCGAGGUGCAAGCACGGGUCGGUCUUCCGGUAGUGCUGGUCAACCGCGAUGGCCUGUACGUGAUCAUCGCCGUGCUGGGCGUCUCCAUCCUGGGAUGCGCCUGCGUCCUGACCUACUCGCUCGGCAACUACGGCAAGCUGAUGAAGUACGCCGAAGAAGUACGUAACUACAUCUUCCACCGUGAUACCAAGGCGGCUGUCAAAGAGCAUAGUGGUGGCAAGCAGACGACUGCCGCUGGCGACACCAGGCCGAGCGACGUCCGCUCGGUCACCGUCCAGAUUCCGACGCCGAACGCUUCGGCGAAUGGGCCGAGGGUAGACGCGGGACCGUCGCUCGGAGCAGGGCCCACUAACAGCGACAACGCCUCCUUGGUGCGGAGCGUCAAUGACACGUUCGUCGUUUCAGCCAAGCAGGAGGAGUACGGCGCGGCCGCGGCUGACCUGCCACUCUGGAACGCUUCGACUGCGGGCUACGGCAGCGGCUACGACAGCCCAUCGUCUGGAGUUGCCGCAACCGCACGCUAGUGUACUACCACCAUCGUGGCUCCUAACAUCGGCUGGAACGACAUGCGUCACAGAUGGUGACUGAACGUAAGG